UGGCUGUUGCUUGCAGAGCUCAGGAGCCAGGAGCAGCCUGCCCGUUCCUCGCCCGUUGCCCCAGACCGGAUUCCACCAUGUAUAAGGAACUUCGCACCCUGGCUUUUCUCCGGGCCAUCUUGGCCGAGUUCUUAGCCACCAUGAUCUUCGUCUUCUUCGGCCUCGGCUCAGCCCUGAAGUGGCCCUCGGCUCUGCCCAGCAUCCUUCAGAUCUCCCUGGCCUUCGGCCUGGCCAUCGGUACCUUGGUCCAGAUGUUCGGGCACGUCAGCGGGGCGCACAUCAACCCGGCAGUGACCAUCGCCUUCCUGGUGGGGAACCACAUCUCGGUGGCCCAGCUGGUGGGAGCCAUUGCCGGGGCUGGCAUCCUCUACCUGGUGACCCCGAUCAACGCCCGGGGGAACCUGGCCGUCAACGCGCUCAACAACAACACGACCCCAGGCCAGGCGCUGGUGGUAGAAAUCAUCCUCACCUUCCAGCUGGCCAUGUGCAUCUUCGCCUCCACCGACAAGCGACGGACCGAUGCCUUGGGCUCCCCGGCGCUGUCCAUCGGCCUCUCCGUCACCCUGGGCCACCUGGUCGGGAUCUACUUCACUGGCUGCUCCAUGAACCCCGCCCGAUCCUUCGCCCCUGCUGUGGUCGUGAAAAGAUUCAGCACCGCUCACUGGGUCUUCUGGUUCGGACCCAUCAUCGGCGGCGUCCUGGCCUCCUUGCUUUACAACUACUUCCUCUUCCCCUACCCGCUGAGCAUGUCCGAGAGAGUAGCCAUCAUGAGAGGCACCUAUGAGCCGGAAGAGGACUGGGAAGAGCAGAAGGAGCCGAGGAUCAAGUCCAUGGAGCUGACCGCCCCGUAAUAGCGAGGCCUGGGACGAGGGGAAAAACAACCCCAAAGAACAAACAAGACUCUUAAAUCGAUGGCCUCCGACCCCAAAGACCCACCGUCUCUCUCGGCAAGGGAAGGGGGCCUGAGAUUCCUGUGUGUCGACCCUGCAAUUGCGCGUGUGAGCGGUGCAAAUGUGACUGGCUGAAGAGCAGAGCG
Pelodiscus sinensis (Chinese soft-shelled turtle) is the source of this 1036-nucleotide messenger RNA. RefSeq names its product aquaporin-5. The record is from RefSeq and is a predicted model, not a curated record. Gene Ontology annotation, molecular function: water channel activity. Gene Ontology annotation, biological process: carbon dioxide transport; water transport; transmembrane transport. Gene Ontology annotation, cellular component: plasma membrane; apical plasma membrane. NCBI's taxonomy places the organism in Eukaryota, Metazoa, Chordata, Testudines, Trionychidae.